AUGGUGUCUGUUCGCUCUGCUGCCAUCGCACUCUUUGCCGCCUCAGUCACUGCGCAAAAGCUUCAACCCUGGGAUCAAAAGAACUUUGGUUACUCAGGCGCCCAAUCAGAUUUCAACGUCAGCACAUACUACGAGGUAAACCUGGAACCUUGGCCGCGUGUCUCUCUCCUCUUCAAUCACCUACGCACAUACAGCGGUCUUUACGUCCAGUCCUCUGGAGAUUUCGUCACCGACUACGAAGUAAACGCUCACGGCGUCGGAGGCGCGAUUGUAGCCUCCUACAAGGUGUGCGGCGCCAAGGGCAACUUUACCUACGUCCCCUUUAUCAACUCAGAAGGUACAACGGGCGUGUUGACAAAUACCAUCAUGCUUGAUGCCAGGGCAUCUAAGAAUGGGGCGAAGACUGCGAGAAUCAAUGAGAUUUAUCCCAUAUACCCUGGCGAUGUAGUCUUCAGCCCCAACAACACCUCGCCCUGCCUAUAG
Messenger RNA from Colletotrichum truncatum, 483 nucleotides. RefSeq lists its product as uncharacterized. The record is from RefSeq and is a predicted model, not a curated record. NCBI's taxonomy places the organism in Eukaryota, Fungi, Ascomycota, Sordariomycetes, Glomerellales, Glomerellaceae.